This is a messenger RNA of Colletotrichum orchidophilum, 1953 nucleotides long. RefSeq lists its product as uncharacterized. NCBI's taxonomy places the organism in Eukaryota, Fungi, Ascomycota, Sordariomycetes, Glomerellales, Glomerellaceae. The transcript has a single exon. The record is from RefSeq and is a predicted model, not a curated record. The coding region runs from base 1 to 1953 and encodes 650 amino acids.
AUGAAUCCUCAACAUUCCGGAGCAGCGACGCUGCCCAAAGGCUUCCGUUUCCACGACCCGGAUCAGCAAAAUCCCAAAACACCGGAGCCUUCCGCAGUGGACGAGGAGCUUCAGCCACCCUCGCCGCCGCGUCCGCGAUUGAGACUGAAAAGGCGCGUCGCAUCCAACUUGAACGCUCCGACGACGCACUUCCUCGCGUCAGUUGCUGCCGCCGACGUUCCGAUUCCCAGUAUCGAAGAGCCCGAGUCGGCUGGCGCAGACACGCAAUUUUCCAGCAUGACGUACCCGGUCAUUCACAAUCUCAACGACCUGGACGAGCUCGCCUUACACAAACUUCGCGGCAGGCGUUUUUCUCCACCCAAAACGCCAGCACCCGGCGCCGCUCCCUCGCUAUCCCCUAGACGGUAUCCCAACUGGUCCAUCGACUCUGCCUUCAGUAGCGGCGAGUCUACCCCGGAAUGCGAGUCCAGCCGACCAUCAACCGCACGGUCCACGCAAACCAGUGCCUCCCUUUUCAGUCGCUUCUCUCUCGCAUCAGAAGACUUGCAGUGCAUCAGUCCGGAAACUGACGCGUCGGAUCACGUCAAGAACUCAUUCUUCGAUGCUAUCGAAGAGCCUGCCGAACCCUCGUCUUCGUCCAAGCCAAAGGCAAAGAGGAGAAAGGCCCCUUGGACAAAGGCGAUGAGCGACCACCUCUGGGCAACCUACCUUACUUAUCUCCAAGACCCCAAGGUUACGCCGUUUCGCACCGCCAAAAGCGGCGUUCCGCCUCACGGGGUUUGUCUUCGUGUCGCGAGGGAAGCGAAAAGAAGCUGGAGGGGUCCCAAGGGCGGAAGAAAGUCUCUCAACCCCAAGAGCGGAAGCAGUACUCCUACCGUUGAGACCUGCACCUUUCUGCAGUGGCCACACACUUGCGCGUCUACCCGAGCCCAUCUGAGAGACCUUUGCAAGCUCAAAGCCGCUUCAUCAUCGGCCCGCACGAGCAAGUUCCUUGCCAACAGUCCGACACCCUUUGGCAGAACGGCGGCGCGAUUCUGGAACCGAAGAUCCACUCCGGCCCGGUCUCCUUCCGUCUUCUCAGCUCACGACAUGUCCAUGUCGCUCACUCUGAGCACUUCGGAAGCCAUGCAACCCCAGGGUCCUCUGGCGCAACUUACAAAAUCGGAACCCGAACCUGCUCGAGAGACAAUGACGGAGCCAUUCCCUCUCUUUCCCAUGGACUUUUCCAAGUUGGAUACCCCACCCGAUGAACGACCACGACUUGGGACACCUUUUAUGGCCAACAGUUACGGGCCCAGCUCGACUGGUGCACUGGCUGCCGCUGUGUCCUCAGUGCCUCAAAGACAGAACCAGAGUCUUGGUCACAGGCGCACCUUGCAGUCGCCGGCGCGUCUGACCAGAAGUCGAUCUAACACGCAGAAGCGCGUUGGACGACCCAGACAAGCAUCACAUGAGCCGCGGAAGACCAAGCGACCUAGUCUUGUCUCCGACCUCUGGACUGAGCCAAUGCCCUCCGAGUGUCUACCCAAGACACUGGCCAAGCCUGAGGUUGAGUUCAGCUCCACGGACCGGAACUCACACGACGACCUCUUUGUACCUCGCACAAGUCUUAGUGGGCUCUUUACAGCCCCUAUGCAGAUACCUGCGCCCCGGCUUCAGCCUGCAGGUCUGCCUGAUCCCUUCUUGGCUGCACCCAACGCAUCUCCUCCCAGGCUUGGAUCGCCGUUUCCUGGGACGAAGACUAGCUUUUCCUUCCCGAAUCGGUUCACGCAGCCAGAGGGAUUUGAGCACGGCACUAUUCGCCCAUUUGCCACAAUCCAACAACAACCCGGCGGGGACGGCAGCUCAGCUCCUCCUCGUAACCUGGCUGAUCGCCUAGCUUACAUUGACGAACGCCUUCGCAACUUUAGACGACGGGACAGCAAUCGUCGCCGGUCUGAAUCACCUUUCUAG